This is a messenger RNA of Tripterygium wilfordii, 4457 nucleotides long. RefSeq lists its product as uncharacterized. The transcript is spliced from 16 exons. The record is from RefSeq and is a predicted model, not a curated record. Bases 245 to 4174 code for a protein of 1309 amino acids. NCBI's taxonomy places the organism in Eukaryota, Viridiplantae, Streptophyta, Magnoliopsida, Celastrales, Celastraceae.
GCCUAUAUUCUCUGCGGGGGGAAUCUCCACGAGGGCAACUUCAUACUCGCUCUCGCGCAUAGUGACUUGUGUACUUUCUCUGAAACAAAAAAAUAGGAAAAGAAAAGAAAUUCGUCGUUCUACGCAGCUUGAUCUCGUACACUCUCGGUCAAUGCCGUUGCUCUAGCAAUUGUUACUUGUUUGCGCAAGCAAUUUGCCAAGGGAGCCCUCUUUGGAUAUGAGUUCGUUGAACUGGAGUUGAUUAAUGGCUGGAAAUGUGAGAUUCAAUUCAAAUUCAGUUAGUCCAGAUGAUUUGGCUUAUGCAGCAAACUAUCCAGAUGGGCAGAGAGUUAAUUAUCCCAAUGCCGGUUUGGAUAGAUCUGGAAGCUUCCGGGAGAGCGCUGAAAACAGGAUGUUUAGUUAUGGGGCUAGUACGUCGCGCGCCUGUGCUUCAUCAUCUGGGGAUUUGCCUCGAUUAACUCAGUGUUUGACACUGGAUCCUAUUUCAUUGGGGGAUCAAAAAUAUACUCGGUUGUGUGAAGUGAGGAGGGUUUUGGGGAUUUCUCUUGGGAGUUCCUCAGAGGAAAAUUCUUUUGGAGCUGCUCAUACGAAGUUUCUCCCUCCAGUGGCUACUGAGGAGCUCAAGCGUUUUAAAGCGAGUGUGUUGGAUGCCUCGUUAAAAGCCAGGGGUAGAGCAAAAAGAUUGAACGAAUCCUUGCAGAAAUUGAACAAGCAUUGCGAAGCUUUAAAUUCUAAGAAGCAACAGAGGAAUGAUUCAUUCACGAGCGAAAAAUCAGGUGGGUUGAACAUAUUAAAGACGGGAAUGCAGAGUCAUCGAAAUCCUUCAGACCUUGGGAGUCAGAGAUUAGAGGACAGAACUAAGACUCUUGUUUUGCAAAAGCGAGUUCGCUCGUCGGUAGCCGAACUAAGGGCUGAUGGUCGUAGCCAAACCAUUGCAAGACAGCCCCUUGUUGUGGGAAAAGAUAGAGAGAUGCUUCGGGACGGUGGCGAAGGUUCUGAUGUGGUCGAAGAAAAGAUACGUAGACUGCCUACAGGGGGAGAAGGAUGGGACAAAAAAAUGAGAAGGAAACGAUCUGUAGGCACUGUUUCUACCAGGCCUACUGAUGGCAAUGUAGAGUCUAAACGAAUUAUGCAUCAUAAGCUUAACGGUGAACCUGGUCUGCAGUCUUCUGAUGCCCAAGGCUUCAGAUCAGGAUCUUUUAACGGUGCUGCUGUUGUUGGCAAGAUAGAUGACACUUUCUUGCCAGCUAGUUCAAGUAUGCGUACGACUCCCAAGAACGAUGGUGAAAGGGUUUUGUCUUCAAAGGAUUUGACUGGUGGAUUAAAUAAAGAGCGACUUGUGGCAAAAGAAAAUAAUAAAUCAAGUGUUCUUGAGGACAAUCAUAUGGUUCAUCCGGCUCAAGUGACAAAAGGAAAGGCUUCGUGGGCACCUCGAACUGGUCCUGUAAUUGCCGCUUGCUCAUCUCCGAAUUUUCCUCGUGUAUCUGGAGCUCUUGAUGGCUGGGAACUACCUUCAAGUGUAAAUAAAGUCAAUCCUGUCGGUGGAGCCAACAAUCGCAAGCGUCCCAUACCCACAGGAUCAGCCUCUCCUCCUAUGGCUCAAUGGGUUGGUCAGAGGCCUCAGAAAAUCUCUCGCACUAGAAGAGUAAAUCUGGUGUCUCCUGUCACUACCGAGGAUGAAUUGAAACUGCCAUCACAAGGUUGUCCCCCUUGUGACAAUGGUAGUAGAGUACAUACUGUUGGGACCAACGGAUCGCUUCUUGCUAGGGCUGCAGUUAUUGGUACUCAGCAAAUUAGGGUGAAGCAUGAGAAUAUUUCAUCUCCAGCCAGAUUAUCUGAAAGUGAAGAGUCUGGUGCUGGUGAAAACCGUGAGAAUAGAGUGAAAGAGAGAGGAACCGUUAGUGGUGAAGUAGAGGAAAAGGCGUUGGAUCAGAAUGCUGGUAUGUCUUUGUUGCUCCCAAAAAAGAACAAAAUACUUGUUAAGGAAGAGAUUGGUGAUGGUGUGCGGAGACAAGGUAGGAGUAGUAGGGGCUCAUCUUUUACUAGAGCUAGCAUUUCACCUAUGACAGAGAAGUUGGAAGGUCCUAAGCCGCUCAAGAAUACAAGGACGGGUUCUGAUAAGAAUGAAAGUUCCAGUAAGUCAGGGCGUCCUCCUCUGAAGAAAUUGUCAGAUCGCAAGGCAUUUACUCGUCUUGGGCAUGUACCAAACGGCACUUCCCCAGAUUUCACUGAAGAGUUAGAUGAUGACCGUGAAGAAAUAUUAGCAGCGGCAAAUUUCGCUUGUAAUGCUAGCUAUCUAGCUUGUUCUGGUUCAUUCUGGAAGAAAAUGGAACCUGUUUUUGCUCGUUUCUCCUCAGAAGACACAUCUUCUCUCAAGCAGCAGUUGGAAUCUAUGGAGGAGCUUCAUAAAGGGAUAUCUCCGAUGUUUGACCAUACCAAUGAUACUUUGGGUGAUCUUGUAAAGGCAGAACAUUUUCUAUUACACCUUGCAUCUGAAGAAACAGAGAGAAAUGUGCAGGAUCAAAUUCUCUUGGAAAGAGGACAGAAAUUUCCCCCGCUCUUUCAAAGAGUGUUGUCUGCUCUAAUUGUGGAAGAUGAAUUUGAAAACUUUGAAGAAAAGAAUGGAGGAAGAAAUAGUUAUUUUCAAUUCGGUGGAGAUGAUGCUCUUGGUGGUACUUGCCUGCCAAUAGAUGUUGAGCCUAGAAAGGGGAACGACAUUGACUUUGAAUAUGAGCCAAUGUUGGAUGUUAAAUCUCAGAUGCAUUGCUCUGUUGACCGAUAUUCCUGUAAUGGGAGUUCUCUGAAUAUUAGGUCCACAAGCAUGCAUAAUCAAUUAUGUAGUGAUGGUUUAUUCCAAGAGGUUAAUGGAUUUAUGGACUCAAAAAUUGGCAUCUUACCUGAGUUUUCUGAAGUUUGUGGCAAGGAACAGCCAUCUUUACAUGCAAGUUCAGUCAUUUCUGCCCACGAUUGCCCCUAUGAACAAAUGUGUCUAGAGGACAAACUUCUUCUGGAGCUGCAGAGCAUAGGCCUUUUUCCAGAGACUGUGCCUGAUCUAGCCGAUGGUGAGGAUGAAGCAAUUAAUCAAGACAUAAUUGAAUUACAGAAGGAGCUUCACAAACAGGUUGGUAAAAAGAACACUAACUUGAACAUCGUAUGGAGAUCACUUGAGGAAGGCAUGAAAGCGGAAAUACGGGACCUUGAGCAGGUUGCUAUGGAUAGACUUAUUGAGUUGUCUUACAAAAAGCUACUGGCUACUCGAGGAAGUUUUGCUUCAAAAUAUGGGGUCCCUAAAGUUUCCAGACAAGUUGCAUUGGUUUUUAUGAAGAGAACUCUUGCAAGGUAUCACAGGUUUGAAGACACACACAAAAGUUGCUUUAGUGAGCCAGCGCUUCAAGAUAUCAUUUUUGCUGCACCUCCUCGUGCUAAUGAUGCAGAGUCCACGAGUUGUUUUGGCUUGGUCGUUUCAGCAAAUAAGAAGCCUGAAGACUAUCAACUACAACAUGGCAAUUCAGGUUCAUCCGAUGCAUCUGGUGCUCCGGUUUACUCUUGUGACCAGGACUUUGCCAAAACAGGGCCAAUCUUGAACAGGGGGAAGAAAAAGGAAUUGUUUCUUGAUGAUGUUGGUGGUAGUGCCUCCUUCAGAGCUUCACCUCUUGGCAAUACUCUUUUGGGUGGAGCCAAGGGAAAGAGAGGUGAGAGGGAAAGGGACAAGGAUAAACUAGUCAAAAAUUCUGUCACCAAAGCUAGUCGUACAUCCAUGAAUAAUGUAAAGGUUGAGCGUAAAACAAAAUCCAAGCCCAAACAGAAGACAGCCCAGCUAUCCACUGCUGGAAAUGGAAUCAUUGGCCAGUUUGCAGAAGCAACUCAUCCUGCAUAUUCUUUACCUGGUGACUCUUAUGAAAAACUUUACAAUGAUAAUAAGAAAAGAGAAGUAAGGAUGAUGUCCCAUGGUAACAAUGCUCAGGAUUCAUCUAAAGAUGUGAGGGGACAUGUUGACAUUACAAACACGAAUGAAUUAGACCCUAUAGAAGAGUUGGGUGUGGCGGAUGAAUUCGGUGGGCAUCAGGAUCUGAGUAAUUGGUUUAACUUCGAAGAAGAUGGUUUACAAGACCAUGAUUCAAUGGGACUUGAUAUACCUAUGGAUGACCUCUCAGAGUUGAACAUGCUUCUAUGAGGAUACUAUAAUGUAAAUUCUUAUGGAUUUGGAUAAAAAGGUUGUUGCUGUUGUCAGAGACCCACCUGGUAUCAUAACUUAUUAUCUCUGGUAAAAUGGCACCUUGUAAUUAUUCCAUUCUUUUUUGUAAUACUUCUUUGGAAGAAGUAAAUAGGGGAAAAAAAAGAACAGGGAAGAAGAUAAAAGGAUAAAAGAAAAGGUCCUAUUUAUGCCCUCUAGAAUUUCUUUUCUUGUAACGAAAUUACAUUUUCUUAUAUAAAGUCUACUUUGAUGUUCUUUACCA